GUUUUAUUCUCACUAUUUCUGUCUUUUCUUACAACUUACCCCAUGUCCCAUGUUAUCAUUCUGCAUCUAAAUCCAGAUCGGAGAGCAUAUAAAACUAAAGAAGAUUCACUUCAUGCCCAUUAUUUCUCUUACAACAAGUUGCAGCUGGAACUGGAGAGAUGGCAUCGCGCGAUAAGAAACAUAUGAAGUCCUCCAGCGGCAAGAUAGGCGGUAUCCGAACUCUUUCUGAUUUGAAUCGGCCGUCUAGUCACGACUCCGACAGCGACUCUGAUGGUCCCCAAGAAUACUACACUGGUGGUGAAAAGAGUGGAAUGCUGGUUCAAGAUCCUUCAAAGCGCAAUGAUGUAGAUGCAAUUUUUAAUAAAGUUAGGCAGUUAGGAGCAACUCAAGGUUCUCUGGAAAACGUCCUCCCUUCAUCAAGCUCAACAAGAUUCACUGGGACUGGGAGAACCCUGACAGGGGAAUCAUCCCAACCGAAUGCCCCUCAAGCACCUGAGUCAGUUUUGCACCAUAUUGUGUUCUGGAGAAAUGGGUUUACAAUAAAUGGUGGUCCUUUGAGGAGGUUUGAUGAUCCUGAAAAUGAGAUUAUUUUACAGAGUAUUCAAAAGUCUGAAUGUCCCAAGGAACUGGAACCUGCUGAUAAGAGGGCCGUUGUCCAUCUCAAUCUCAUCAAGAGGGAGAAUAAUUGUCCUGAACCCGAGACACACGACAAUGUUCCAUUUCAGGGCAUAGGAAGAACUCUGGGUGGCAGCUCAAGCCAGGCAACUAGUGAGCCUACUGCCCUUGACACUGCUCCAUCACCUUCAACGGGCUCAGUAAUUGACGAAUCAUUGCCUUCAACAUCAGUUCAGCUUAGAUUGGCCAAUGGGACCCGCAUGGUGGCUCGCUUCAACAACCAUCACACCGUGGGUGACAUACGUGCCUUCAUAGAUGCAUCCAGGCCAGGUGUUAGCCAGUCAUAUCAGCUGUACACUGGUUUCCCUCCCAAAAUCUUGAGUGACACCACCCAGACCAUAGAAGAAGCUGGACUGCUAAAUUCUGUGAUCAUACAGACGUAAUUAUCAUCAGUGGUGGAAAUCGGAGGCUCGUGUUUUUUAUUGCAUCCAACUUUAUAUGUAUAUGCCUAUAUUUACAUGUACAAACAAGCAAGGGUAUAAAUUACUCUGAUUACUGGGGAAGAUCAGCUUGUUGAUUUGUUAUGCAUGUGAUAUUCCUGUAAACGGGAGAACCCUUCAUUUUGGGUAUCCAAUGCACCAUUAAUCCUUCAAAAAGUUUAUCCAGCCAUGCUUAUCAGUGGGCUCUCAGGCCCAAAAGUAGAUAGAAUUAGUAAAUAUCUCGUAGUCCAGAGUCCAAACAAACGAACCUACAGUCCAUUGUUUUUUGUAUGAUUUUGAAAAAAGGUUAGGACUUUGGACCCAUCUUGAUUACACCAAAUUUCUAUCACAUAUUACGCAGGCUCAUUUUAACAUGUUUGAUCCC
Molecule: messenger RNA, 1479 nt
Organism: Cuscuta epithymum
Lineage: Eukaryota; Viridiplantae; Streptophyta; Magnoliopsida; Solanales; Convolvulaceae
Source: the annotation of a GenBank genome assembly